CCAGUCGUCCAGGUGCUAUUGAGCAACGAGCAGCUCGACGUGAACGCGCGAGACCAACGGGAGUCGACCGCCUUGCAUGAAGCCGCCUGGAAAGGGCAUUUGGCAGUGGCCGAUCUACUCCUGACUAAGCCCAACAUUGAUAUCAACGUCGAGGAUAGGUACGGCUGCACCCCGCUGUGGUAUGCCACGCGACACGGUCACUAUAACGUGGCUUUGAAGUUACUGGAAGAGCCAAACGUCACCGUCAAUGCUGUAUGUCGAUUUCGGACUCAGCCUGAGAUAUCAACACCGCUCCAUCAUGCGGUCAACUGCAAUACGACGCAGACCGUGCAGCGGUUGUUGGCCCAGACAGCUCUCAACCCCAAUAUUACGGACGACUGCGGCCGCACUCCACUGAGCUGUGCGUCCCACGCAGGUAACUUGCCAAUGGUGGAGCUCCUGCUGGGUCGAUCUGACCCACCGCUGUGGUCAGCUGCUUCGCAAGGACAUAUCCAGGUCGGAUGGGGCUCUUAUUUGUCUCCGCUCCUGGUCGCAAUUACGCGAGGUCAUUCCGAUGUAGCCAUGCGGUUGCUGGAUUGCGUCCCGCGGCUGGAUGUCAAUAUCCGGACCUACCUAGGGGAUUCUGCUCUCUCCAUGGCCGCUCACCAAGGACAUGUGGACGUGGUUGCGCGUCUGUUAGAAAUCUGGCAGACCGACCGGAAUGGCGCCGACAGGUGGGGACGCACUGCGUUAUGGUGGGCGGCCCGGGCGGGUCAGGCUCGAAUUGUGCAGCGGCUGCUGGAGGACGACCGGGUUCUAACCGACAUGAUGGACAACGACGGGGUAGAUGCUAUGGAUGCUGCGAGUAGCCAAUAUCAUCUUGACGUUGUUCGGCUGAUCCGGACUCAUUACUCCAGGCGAAACAGUAAUUGGACAGGCGGUGGCCCCCACAAUUUGAGGACUAGGAGCUAGAGCAUUUAGGGCCUUGCCAGAAACCUUCCUUCCGCGGAUUUGUACCAGCGGGGGGUCUUUGCCAAAAUUAAUGCUCGGCUCAUUGCUCGUCCUGGGACCGUCGGUCGUGCGGUCACUCGGUCCAUUGUGCGAUUACAUUUGGAUUGUUGCUACCUAAUCUUCUUUCCUUCAACAACGAACCGUCAGUGGCGCUAGAUGGCUCUUGUAUUCUGAUGUGUCUACCGAAAUGAGGGUAUGAUUAUCAAAUCUGAGAGCGCACAGUAUUUGUUCUUAUCCAUAGAUUGCAAGGGUACUGUGC
Messenger RNA from Aspergillus welwitschiae, 1249 nucleotides. RefSeq names its product ankyrin repeat domain-containing protein. The transcript is spliced from 3 exons. Bases 427 to 951 code for a protein of 174 amino acids. Lineage: Eukaryota; Fungi; Ascomycota; Eurotiomycetes; Eurotiales; Aspergillaceae. Gene Ontology annotation, molecular function: protein binding. The record is from RefSeq and is a predicted model, not a curated record.